UAUUACUAGCGGAAACACGUGAUACAUUUAACCUGUACAUAAAUUACAUCAGUCUAUGUGAAUCGGAAAAUUUAAGAAAGUGCCAUUUAGACACGUGAUUAAUUUGAAUUCCCGCGGCAAUGUGGUCUAGCAUGUACGUCAGACGCGAUUGACCAAUAACAGUAAAAUAGCGGGAUGAGAUGACCUGGUAUCUAAUGACCUUGGUUGGUAGCUAACCCUUAUUGUUCUAUGGUUGGUAGUCAUUUUGAUAUGAAAACGUCACUUCAAGGCUUUAGCGCCAAUAGUUAAAAACUUUAAAUGACCCUAACUGCGAUUGGUUAAAUCACGCUUACAAUUUCUAUUUAAGUCUGCAUUUGCGAUGCCUAGCUCAUCUUCAGAGUCUAUUGCUGAUAAAAGGUAUCAUAAGUUAAGAAGAAAAAGACGAAAAAAGCGUGUGGAAGUUAACCAGCAUUCUGUUUUAAAUGCGAAAAACACCCUGCUUCACCGUGAGAAAAAUGCUAAACUGUUCUCCAGGCCCUCCAAAAGUGCCCAGCCUGAAAAACAGCAGAAUUUGUCGGAGCAGUUGUUGCGCAAGCAGUUCGGCCCGAAGGUGACCACCAAGGGCAGGCUGACCAGGCCUGCCCACAUCACCGGCAUGUUUGCCCAAGGCAUGCAGUCGACGUACGUGGUGCGAGACACGAUGAACGAGGUCUCGAGAGCAUACCUGAAGGAGGACCUGCACCACAUCAUCGAGAUGGCGAACUCCCGCCGCACCUCCCCACGUGCAAGCUCAUCUAGGAGGCCGGCCCUCUUCCUGCAGCCGGAGUUUUUGGCAGGCCUGGACCAGAGCUGUGACGUGGAUGAGCCGUCGCCCGUGCUGUGCCCUGCGGACAGACAGCGUGUGAACCCUGUGAGGCACGUUGCUGCCCGCGGCAUUGAGGCAGCGGCCCAUGACAGCCCGGAGCCCAGGUUCUCCUCGGGACCGAGCCCCCCGUGGGACCCCAGGAAGGGGCACACAGCGGCCGUCCCAAAGCUCGGCCAGCACACAACGCUGGUGUCAGAGUCCUCCGCAGAGUCGUGCAACGAAGGCGAAAGAUCAGUGUCUCCCGCCUGCGAUGCGCAUCAGUUUAUGGCUGCAUGCAGUGAUGGUGCCGUGGCCACCCAGGAUGCGCUGGCUGCCAUCAACAUCUGUAGCGAUUGGCAGACGAAGAGGCUGCACAAGCUGCGACAGUUGUACAUGCAGAGCCGCUCGAGAGACGUAGACCAAUCAUGUAGUCUCAGAAGCCAGGGUUCCAAGCCUGAGCCAGAAAGAGCCGGACGUGCGGAGGCCAGCAGCCAGCGCAGCUCGUCCCAGCAGAGCACUGGGGUGCAGACCUCCCCAGGACUCUUCUCGCAGGCCAGCCAGCCCGCGGGGGCGAUGCCCAGCCCGGCCACCGAUAGUGACGUGAGCUCCCCGGACCUGGGCGUCGCCCCCAUCACCCCCUCCCAGGUCGUGCUGGACCCGCGGAGGGUGCUGCAGAUGAUGUCGCGCGGGAGAGGCCCGUCCCCGCAGUGCUGCCCGUCUGAGUGCUCGCACAGGAGACCCCGGAGAGUCGUCAGGACGUGUUGCCUCGACUCCAGCGGAAAUACUUGCAGCAGCAGUAGCACCUGCAGCUUGGACGGAGAAACUACGAAGAGUGGAGCACAGCAGCAGCCCUCCAAGUCUGAGGAAGAUUCGCCGCUCGUCAAGUACUAUUGCUUCAGGCUGCACUGACCAGUCGCCGCCUUGUGUCAUCGUUUUGACCCAUAUUGGAAUUUUACAUAUAACGCUGUUUUCUGUGAUAAAUAAAUACUUCCAGAAUGUUUGCUACAAA
Molecule: messenger RNA, 1832 nt
Organism: Bacillus rossius redtenbacheri
Lineage: Eukaryota; Metazoa; Arthropoda; Insecta; Phasmatodea; Bacillidae
Exons: 12
Coding region: 359-1732 (457 amino acids)
Source: RefSeq, a predicted model, not a curated record